This is a messenger RNA of Pecten maximus, 1424 nucleotides long. RefSeq names its product casein kinase I-like. The record is from RefSeq and is a predicted model, not a curated record. Gene Ontology annotation, molecular function: ATP binding; protein serine/threonine kinase activity. NCBI's taxonomy places the organism in Eukaryota, Metazoa, Mollusca, Bivalvia, Pectinida, Pectinidae. Bases 120 to 1124 code for a protein of 334 amino acids. The transcript has 8 exons. Gene Ontology annotation, biological process: peptidyl-serine phosphorylation; negative regulation of canonical Wnt signaling pathway; signal transduction. Gene Ontology annotation, cellular component: nucleus; cytoplasm.
CCUCAGCGGGCUUUGUGUUAUGGGAGACUCGUCAUGAUCCGAUGAGAAGAAGGGAGAGAUAUGGAAUAGAAAAAAAUGUAGAAGUGGAUACUUAAUUCCUAACCAAAACCUGAAGCGAGAUGGCUAAAAUGGCGAGUGCCCUGAGUUCUAAGACGUCUGAAUUCGUAGUAGGCCAGAACAAAUACCGUCUGGUACGAAAAAUAGGAAGUGGAUCGUUUGGGGAUAUAUAUCUUGCCAUUCACCAAUCAAACGGAGAGGAGGUUGCUGUCAAACUAGAAUCGGUGAAAGCCAAACACCCACAGUUGUUAUACGAAAGUAAACUGUAUAAAAUUUUACAAGGAGGUGUUGGGAUUCCUCAUAUAAGAUGGUGGGGCUCGGAGCAAAGUUACAAUAUAUUAAUUAUGGACCUUUUAGGACCAAGUCUUGAGGAUCUCUUUAAUUUCUGUUCUCGGAAAUUUAGUAUGAAGACUGUUCUGAUGCUAGCAGACCAGAUGAUAAACCGGAUUGAGUAUGUCCACAACAAAAAUUUCAUCCACAGGGAUAUCAAACCUGAUAACUUCCUGAUGGGUAUAGGUCGUCACUGUAAUAAGGUGUUCCUUAUAGACUUCGGUCUGGCCAAAAAGUACCGUGACAGUCGCACCCGACAACACAUUCCCUAUAGAGAGGACAAGAAUCUCACGGGCACAGCCCGUUACGCGAGCAUAAACGCACAUCUUGGCAUUGAGCAGAGUCGUCGAGAUGACAUGGAAUCCCUCGGAUAUGUGCUCAUGUAUUUCAACAGAUCAAGUCUUCCAUGGCAGGGGCUCAAGGCCAACACAAAGAAACAGAAAUAUGAAAAAAUUAGUGAAAAGAAGAUGUCAACACCAGUUGAAGUUUUAUGCAAAGGUUUUCCAGCAGAAUUUGCCAUGUACCUGAAUUAUUGCCGAGGACUGCGGUUUGAGGAGGCUCCAGAUUACAUGUACCUGCGACAACUGUUCAGGAUUCUGUUUAGAACACUAAACUACCAGUAUGACUACAUAUUUGAUUGGACAUUACUAAAACAGAAGGCAGCGGCUGGAGCCGUAGCAAAUGUAGGCUCCUCGCAGCUGGCCACUGGAGUGAAAACAGGUAAGCAUGGAAAGUGAAAGCUGACAUUACACAAGACUGUGACUGACAAAAAUACACAGAGACACAUUAAAAUGGAGAACUAUUGGAACACAACUGCCAGUGUGCAAUGUGAAACCCUAAAUGAGAAUAAGAGUAUGGACGAUUCACAUAUUCACAUUUGACCCAGGUUCACAGGGAUAGUGUGAAAGAACAGUGUCAUAUUGCUGUAUGUAAUGUUCUCUCUGUAUGACAGUUCUACUUCACACAACAGUUGGUACAUGUGAACAUGGUAUUGCAGUGUUCUAUGUUCACAUUUCAUAGAUUUUAUUUUCAUGAUU